This is a messenger RNA of Pleurotus ostreatus (oyster mushroom), 570 nucleotides long. RefSeq lists its product as uncharacterized. The transcript has 2 exons. Bases 1 to 570 code for a protein of 189 amino acids. The record is from RefSeq and is a predicted model, not a curated record. NCBI's taxonomy places the organism in Eukaryota, Fungi, Basidiomycota, Agaricomycetes, Agaricales, Pleurotaceae.
AUGCCCAGCGCCACGAACACGGAGCACGACGAGUGCACAAUUUCUAUUAUGGGGCGCGUAGUAGAGAUGAUAGGAAAGGCUUGCCUUACUCCCAACGUUGUUCCUGAUAAUCUCUGGCACCAUCUGCCCGAAGUCUCCACAACGGAGGGCAUGAAGGAUGUCCUCGUCGUUUGUGCCGUAGGCCGGCUUCUUCCGGUCUUCUUCUCUCAGCACGUCGAAUGUCAGGAUGAGGUUGCCGUCAUCUCCUCAAAUGCUCUCAGAGUGGCACGGCAGAUCCAGGCUUCGGAUAAAUUCAGGUUUAGCUUCGCUGGCCGGCCUCUGAGUUUCAUCGGAGAUAUUUACGAAGUAUAUCUGCAGCAAGUCUGCAGGAUAUACUGUCACUUGCUUUCGGAGCAGGGAUAUCCUAUUCCCCUUGAACAGAUACGGCGUUUGCGCGAAUGCGACGAUUUUGAGCCAGGAUUCCGGGGUGGGCCAGGGGGCGGCAAGGCUCCCAAACAGCCAGAUAGCCUUUCUGAUUUGCGUUUGGACUUGGCUGUGGAAUGUUUCAUAGAUUUUGUCUUGGAGAAAUAG